Xyrichtys novacula (pearly razorfish) is the source of this 8719-nucleotide messenger RNA. The record is from the annotation of a GenBank genome assembly. NCBI's taxonomy places the organism in Eukaryota, Metazoa, Chordata, Actinopteri, Labriformes, Labridae.
AGACACUCUGUGCCUGCCUGCCUGCUUCUCUGCACUGCAGUCUGUCUGCUCUCUGCACCACAAGCUCCACUCUGCUCCGGGGCAGUCAGUCAAUACCAUGGCUCUCCAUGUCCCAGGACUUAUCGCCACCAUCAUUUUCUACCUACUGGUGCUAGGGAUAGGUAUCUGGGCAUCCAUUAAAUCCAAACGGGAUAAAGAGAGAUCACAAGCAAGCAGUGCAGACAUGGCCCUGCUGGGCAACAGAAAGAUCAGCUUGGUAGUCGGCAUCUUCACUACGACAGGUGAUUUUAGUGAUUUGCAGCAUGUUCAUGUUAGUGUAAAAACACUCUUUAUGUGGAUAUGUCAGUGUGUGUGCUUUGUGUCUAUUUGAAUCAUUUUUGAGGAUACUUGUAAUUGUGAUAGGGCCAUUCAAGGCAGAUUGAGAUCUGUGUAAUGUCAUGAAAUGUUGGCUGUAUAAAUAUUUUGAAAAGAUUAUUUAGAGGUUGAUUUCUAUGAAGUUUUUUCCUCUGAACCAAAAGAAUAAACUAGAAACCACACUUAAUACCCUUAAGUUUUAAUAUUUUAUCCUCUUCAGUGACAGCUAAAGUAAUAAUGUGCUAAAGAUGUAAAAGUUUGAAAAGAAAAAGAAAAACUGACACUUUUCUUUCUAUGUGGGCGCCGUGAAGCUACCUGGGUUGGCGGGACCUUCAUCAUCGGCACAGCUGAGACAGUCUACGAUCCAAAGCUGGGACUAAUUUGGGCUGUGAUGCCGCUGGCAGCAACAGUGGCCUUCCUUCUUGGUGGGAUUUUUUUUUUAACUUGCCCUUUUUAAGUUUUAAGGUGUUUUAACUGAAAAUGUGUCACCUUUUAAUGUUGACAGCAGUGAGCAUUUAUCCUAGACAUGUUCAAAACAAAGGAACAACUUAUGGAUGGUCAAAUAUUUGCUGUGUAGAGACAUUCGCCCAGGUUAAACAGAACAACAGCAGCUCUGAAAGUAGACCAUGUCCCCCUGAGGAUAUGUAAGUUGACUGACAGGUUAAUGAUCUGGGGGGGAAGGGGAUUAAACCCAUUGUCUGAGAGCUUCAUGGCUAGUUGCACCAAAAGUUGCACCUUUGAAAAGCUUCCAUAGAAUAAAAGUCUCUCUUGUGAAAGAGUAAGUUUGUGAAAGAGAGGGAGCCAUUGUUGUUUUUGCACACUCCAUUAGUUAUCCUUAAUUUUAACUAUGUCGGGGGUUGUAAGGGAGCUGAAGCAAAUUCCAGCUGUUGUUGGGUGAGGGGCAGAUAAGGCCCGAGGCUAGUUGCUUGUCAAUCACAGGGCUCACAUUACUAACAACCAGACACAUUCAAAACCACACCUAAGGGUGAAUCAGAGUCAUCAGUUAAACUGACACUGGUCUUUUUCGAGUGUUUAUGCGUAAACUGUCUUGUAGUAAGGCACCAGUGCUCAACACUGCACUACCAAGAAGUUUGUCAGACACUUUUGAUUUUCCCAUACAGCUGUUUUAUUUUCCAGGGCUUUAUGCAGCUCUACACGACAAGGAACAGAGAAAAUAGGCAUACUGUUAAAUAUCAAGAUCCACUUGAUAUUAUGAUAUUAUUGAACUUUUUGUUUGGAAAAACACCCCUCUAUAGUGGAAAAUCUGUUUAUUCAUGCAAUAUUGUCUUGAACCAGGCAGGGAAAUAAAGAAGUAACAUUCAAGUUGCUUAAGUGAUUUAGGCUUCAUUUAACACUCUCCUUAGCACUUCUAUUGGGUCUCAGGUACAGAAAGGGGACUGAUAGUGGGAUUUGUGGCAGUGAAGCUGCAAGUUGUAACAAGCUAAAUAACUGGCCCCUCCAGUUUCCUCUUUAAAACAUGUAAAAGAACCAAUAGUGGUCAUGAAAAUACUGUAUUUACAGCCUGGGAGGCCUGCUUUAGGGUAACUUCCACAUCGGCUUCUGAAGAAUGAUUAUUUUUGGGGUCAUUGGUUAAAAUAAAUCAUCAUCAUAAUCUGACUUUUUAACUUCUUAAAGUGCUGUAGUUAGUCGUUACAUAAUAAUAAACUGCAGAACAGGGGUACUUUCUUCCACCUCUCUGCUAUUAUUCAGUUUUUUUUUUCUCUCUAUAAGGUGGUUUUUUCUUCGCUGAGCCAAUGAGAGAGAAGAAGUACGUGACCAUGAUGGACCCUUUUCAGAUCAAGUACGGAAACGGACUGAGUGGACUUCUGUCUGUGGGACCACUGAUGUCAGAGAUCAUUUGGGUGACAUCUACACUAAUCAGUCUGGGUAAAAAAGUCAUCACACUGCAAUAUGAUGUGUAUAAACAUGUUUCCGUGACCAUCAUGAUCAAUUGAUGUAAUCCCCACUCUUAAUGGACUAUAGACCCAAGAAUCUGAGUAUCAUCCUCAUACAGUGCAUCUGGAAAGUAUCCACAGCGCUACACUUCUCCUAUGUUAUCUUGUGUUAGUCAGUACUGUCUAGCUACCAGGUAGGUAACCUUCCAUCAUUAUACAAAUUUGAAGCCGAAUUGCUGUGGUAUUUGCAGGAUUUUCUCUGCUUCCUGGAACCACCACUUGCGCAGUAGCAUUGUACACGUUGAGUGAGUUGCUGUGAUAAUGCUCGGCUCAAACAGCGUAUCACUACGCAAUCUUCGCACGCCCAUAGGCUGUAUCAAGUGUCAAUCAUAGAAAAUAAGAACCCCAAAUAGCUCUUGAAAAUGGAGCUGCACAGAAAAAAGAAAAACUAGAAAGUAUUGACAUAGUAGUUAUCAUGUAAUUACCAAAUAAUUUCAUGUUGUUACUAGGUAAUUACCUGGUAAUAAGUGUACCAUAAAAGAAAGGGUUACCGGAAAAAAAAACAGCAGAGCUACUUUGUGAGUGAGCGCACUGUAAUUAUGGGUCAGGGAAAGGUUACAGGAGCUGCACCUGCAGUGAGACUUGAUAAAAAAGCGUCCGUGGCACAUGGAGAAAAAGAUGGUGGGAUGUUCUGAGCCAAACUCGGAGAGAGUGGUCUGGACUCUAAUGAACUUUAGAAGCUCCGUUAGGAAAUUCUUCGGAUUUUGGGCAGACACAGUAGAUGGAAAAAAUGCUGAGUGAGAUAAAGUUAAAUCUGAUGUCUUGAUGACAUCAGAUUUAAUAUAAAAUAUAUCAUUUUUAUUCAUUGGCUUUUAACCCUGCAUGAGACUCGGCUCCUGUUUUAGUGUUCUAUGGUUUGUUUUUAGUUAUUUGUUUCUAUGUUUUUAAAUUAGUUUUUAAAAACAUUGAAGCUAUUUUUUACUAUUAAUUCUACUUUUAUUUUAUCCAUUGUUUUAAUUGUUUCUUGAUUGUUUUUUAUCUUGUUGUUUUGUCUAGUUAUGUACAGCACUUUGUACAGCUGUGGUUGUUUUAAAGUGCUCUACAAAUAAAGUUGAGUUGAGUUGAGUUGAGAUAUCUGAAUGUAUCUGACUUCCUUCAACUGAAGUGAAUAUAUCUGACUUCCUUCAAUUGUCUGAGUUUUUUCAUGCAGAACAUGCACAAAUCUGGGUACAAGUCAAAGCCAUCAGUCCCAAGGCAAGUCACAAGUCCCGAAUACAACCAUACAACAGCAUGUGUUUUUUUCCGCAGGAGUAACCAUGAGUGUGAUCCUGGAUUUGUCCUACGCUGUUUGCAUCUGGAUCUCUGCUGCUGUGGCCAUCACCUACACCCUGCUUGGAGGUCUCUACUCUGUUGCCUACACAGACAUCAUACAGCUCACUCUGAUUUUCAUCACCUCGGUAAUUGGCUUCUCUACACAGGGGCACAGUAAUGACCAGUAUUCCUAUCCAAUCAUAUCAAAUUUAAUAAGACCACAUCUUACCCUUUUUAAACCUUGUUGGUUUAUUUCAGUUCAGUGGUUGCUUUGCUGACUUGUAUUUUGCAUUUGAGCAUCUGCUACUCAAACUUUAAUCUUUAUUCAUUUUAGCACACUCAGAUGCAUGAAAGGAAUUGAGAGAGCUUUUCUCUUUGUGCUAAAUUAAUGUGCUUCUCCAUCUCCUCAGUGGGUGUGCGUCCCUUUCCUCCUUAUGAGUCCCACCUCCGUUGACAUCACCACCACAUCUUUUAAUCACACCUUUCAGGCCCCCUGGGUUGGCACACUGACUGCAGACAGAGCCUGGAGGUGGAUCGAUAUCUUUUUACUACUGGUAAGAAGGUGAAAACUACUGAUGCUUUGAGACUAACUGUAGCAGAUACAUCCCAUAGACUGUAUAUACUAUGGACAACUUGGUUCCGCCUACCGCCUGUACAAGGAUUUGAAGCCAAAAAGCUCUUGGUAUUUCCAGGUUUUUUCUUUAUUUCCUGAAACCAGCACUGUGCAGUAGCGAUGCGCGCAUUUAGCCGCGCAGAGAGUCACUGUGAUGACGCUCGGCUCAAACAGCGUUUCUCCCCGGUGAGCUACUUAAUCCCUGAACGCCAAAAGGCUGUAUCAAGUGUCAAUCAUAGAAAAUAUGAACACCUUAAUAACUUUUAAAAAUGGAGCUUCACAGAAAAAAGAGGACUUGAGCACAAACCAGUGUUACAAUAACUACAUGUCAACAUCACAAGCAGGGAGGAGAAAAAUUUAUAUUCUGUGUAAUAAAUUUCUAAAGUUGGUCCACAUCUCCAUAAGCUUUGCUGGCGGAGGUGGGAUUUAUGACCUGUUAGCAGACCAUCAACAGAGGGUGCUGUUCUCGGAGUGGCUUCACCCAGCGAGGAGACAGACGACGUCCAUUCUAUAUACAGUCUAUGAUACAUCCAUACAUAAUGUUAAAGAAAACAGUGACUCACAAAAUGACUGAACACACCAGAAGCACUGGAGCAGAAUCCAACAGUUGGAUGAAAAUGAAGAGUGUUAGCAGUGAAACACCUGAUGACAGUAAUGCAAGCAAAAGGGCAGUUAUUUGUCUCCUUGUAUUCUUGUAAAUAGUGACUAUGAUACAAGGGCUUUAGAUGUAAAAGGUGUCAGAUUUCAAUUGAGAUUGGGUUCACUGAAACUUGUUAUUAAGGGCAUUGUGCAACUAAGGAAACGUCAACACUAGAAAUUGUCCAGCUGGCGUUGUUUUGUAGGCUUGCAUGAAAUUAUUGCAUAUUAUUACCUCAAAUAAAAACUAUUGCUGUUGCCAUCACAUUGGAAAACACAAUAAUGUCUCUGAGUUGAGCUGUUGUCUUUAUGGAUCUCUUGCUUUGUGAUCAUUCUUCUUUUUCAGAGUGUAGGAGACCUUGGUUUCCAGGAUUUCCACCAGAGGACGUUAUCAGCCUCUUCAUCAGCCACAGCCAAACUGCGGUGUUACGCUGCAGCAUUUCUCAUCCCCACUUUUGGGAUUCCUCCUGUACUCAUUGGGGCAGUGGCUGCGUCAACAAGUAAAGUAAUUUUUUUUUCAUUAUUAGAGAAAAUUUCAAUCAAAAUAAACUCACGAAGAGUAAAAUCCACUGAAAGUGUUGUAUUCUCAUUAACAAGACAAGGUUGGGCAAUGCUUUGCAAAGUUUUAUCCAGUAAGAUAAAGUAAUGUUUAGUUAAUGUUUCAUUAUACCUGAAUUUUCAAACGAUGACCUAAGAUUGCACUGGAGCAAGAAAUAUGGACUAAAACAUUGUGUACUUGAGUGGAAGGUUUUGUCUUCAACAGUAAACUUAAGUGUCGUCCCAGUUUAUCUGUCAUUUUGUGCUCUCCUUUAAGAAAAAAUACAAUCUGAAUGUAAAGGGAGAAUUAUUUCAAUUAUCAUUUCAACACUGAUGUGUAUUUCAGUGGUAUUAUUUCUCAGGUAUUUGCUUAUCAUUUCGCCUGGUUUUCUCAGACUGGAACCUGACCUCCUAUGGUUCUCCGCCUCCAUUUGAGCGAGGUCAGACAGGUCUGAUUCUACCUCUCUCCCUGCACCACCUAACUCCAUCCUACAUCUCAGUCAUCGGCAUCGGAGCUGUGGGGGCCGCUGUAAUGUCAUCAACAGAUUCUGCCCUGCUGUCUGCAGCUUCCAUCUUCUCCUCAAAUAUCUACAAAAAGAUCCUAAGGACUAAGGUAAAUGUGGAGAACAACUGGGAAAACUUAAUCAACAAUCCUUGAGGAUAUUAAGUGUUGUACUGCUUUAAGAAAAUUUAAAUUCUCAGUAGAAAAAAACAACAACACUGAAGCAAAGAGUUAUUAAAGGGGCCAAUUUAGAGGGAUCUUGAUACUGUCAGGAAAAUGUUGCAGCAGACAUGACCCGCCACGCCAACAGUAUGACACUCAUUUCUAACACUCAGUGUGUUUACAUGCACAGCUUAAUUAGACUAAGUUAAUAAUUCGUUUUCUAUUUUACCGAAUCACACUUCUCUCCUUGUCCGCCUGUACAUGCAGCUGAGAAAAUCAAAUUAUUGACGUAUAUGUGUUCUCCUCCAUAAAACUAGGGGGCGAUAUGGGUAUUUUUAGCAGCACUGUUUCCAGUUGACACAACAACAACAACAGCAGGUCUGUGCCAGAGGUGGCUACAACUGCUGUUGGGCAUUUUCGUGCAAGAAGAUAGAGCAUUGUUGCGUUGUUUUUGUCGUACAUGAUGUACACACUACUUUUUCUGUAGAUGAGGUGCAUACUACUCCUCUUCUCUGUUCUUUUUUUUUUUUUCCGGGGUUACAGGGGAUCGCAUUAUCAGUGUGUCUUAAUCAGAGUUCUCUGACUCCAGCUGGAGUUCUCACACUCAGAUUAAGGUCAGAUUAAAGUGUUUAUAUGAACUUCAGUUGUCCGGUCUUAAUCAGAGUAAGGCAAUAAUUCAGUUUCCUCAAGUGUCAUGCAAACGUACUGACUGAUCUCCAGUGAGGUCCUGCCUGUGGCCCUCACAGGAGCAGAAAAUGCUCAGCAGGGAGAGAAUGUUGCUUCGUCUGGAUGGCAAGACCCUUCUGGGGUCAGAUGAAUAAAAAAAAAAAAAAACAGUCAUUCGAGAUCUUAUGUUUCCCUAUUCUACUGUGACCCUAAUACAAUGUGAGGUUCCCCAUAAUUUCCCAAAACCAUGGUACAGUGAACUCUCUCUGUUUAGAUUAAUAAAGGAUGCAUUACUGUGAUAGGGAAACGGCCAUUAGAAUUCAAAACAGGCAUGCCUGUAAAUUUAGACACAUACAGACAUGCACAGUAGUGCCUCCACUUAUUUCAGUGUUUGUGCUGAUAAUGUGAAAUCAUGUAUUUAUUGGGACAAAGUCUUUGGACACACCAGUAUGUUUUUUUUUUCUUAGCUUCAUACAUUGAUACUGUUUUCAGAUCUGAGGAUGCCAGAAGACAAGGACACCCUCAUAGCCAUCUCCCAAAACACCUGCUUUAUCUCAGCCCUACACAGACCAAAAUCCAAGGCAACCAAGCCACCCAUUAUGUCCUCUCUUAAAUGCAUACAGAAACAAACACACAUUGUUUUCCAUUUAUCCUUAAAAAUACAACUUGUAUUUGAAUAUGGCCACUACCCAAUCAGAAUCGAGAAGGGAUUGGACUUCUGCUGAAGUAUCUUUGUCAGCAACAAUGGUGGAGGUCUGUUCAGGAGAGGUCACUGGUUUGAGCAGGGUACAAUUUCCUGGUCUUAAGCUUGAACUCAUGCAAUGACAUAGUUUCCAUGAAUUGUUUUAUUUAUUUGAUUUCUUUUUGUAAAAUGCCCUUUUUACAGAGCAUCGUAAAACAGACUUAACAGUCACUGCCAAGCCUUAUGUGAUUUCUUUGAUGUGAGGUAGAGAGGGCAGAACUGAUUGUCCUGUCUGAUAAUGCUUUGGCAUAAGCCAGAUUGUGUGUCUAAAUGCAUGAGCACAUCCUUUUUUCCAGAGCUGUUCAGUUCUGAAAAUGUAACAUUGCAUAUUCACUUUAACUGUCCACUUUCACACUUGUAUGUUGUUUUUAUUCAUUUUAAUUAUGUUUCUGUGUUUUUACGCCCUGUACAGUGUCCGUGAGUUUUCAGAAAGGUGCUUUUAAAUAAAAUGUAUUAUUAUCAUUAUUAACAAAAUAUGAAAACCUCUUUUCUCUGUCUCCUCUUAAUUUUAGGCCUCAGAGAAUGAGAUCCAAUGGGUGAUUCGCAUGGCUGUUGUAUUUUUUGGCCUGGCUGGUACAUCCCUCACCUUCCUGCACACUGGGGUUAUGGCUUUCUGGAUCCUGGGUGGAGAAAUCGCCUACAUUAUGAUGUUCCCACAGCUGGUCUGCGUGCUUUUCUUCAACAUGACCAAUGGUUAUGGUGCUGCUGCAGGAUUCGUACUGGGUUUCUUUGUGAGACUUUUGUGUGGAGAGCCCUUGAUUGGACUACCACCUGUCAUCUAUUUUCCAGGAUGCGUCCUUGAAGAUGGCGUUUAUGUUCAAUACGCUCCUAUCAGGACCAUCUGCAUGCUGGUUGCUUUCUCAACAAUACUGCUGGUCUCCUAUCUGGCUUCCUUACUUUUCAACAGAGGACUCAUACCUGAGAGGUGGGACGUGUUUCUGGUCAAAGUUCAGCACCCAGUCCAGAGAACAUGCCCGGUGAAUAGUGGAAGCAGCAAUGGAAGUCACAAAUCAGAACCUCAGUGUGAGACUGGUGAAGUCAGAGAUCCAAUGCUGGAAUCAACGUGUUGAAAUUAAAAGGACCAUAAAAGGGAAAACAACAACAUGCUACCUCUCAGGACAACAACCACCUCAUGCAGGCACAUUGAUAAUAAUGUCAUGGAACAGUUGACUUGUUUAUCUGUAAUCAAUUAAAGAAGCCAUAAAAUGAAUCUCACUGAGUUACGGGGAGGACGAUAAACAUAAGAAAAUACACAAUUCAAAACUGUGGUUGUGAAACACAGUUAACAAACAGCUUUAAAC